Messenger RNA from Rodentolepis nana, 1410 nucleotides. The record is from the annotation of a GenBank genome assembly. NCBI's taxonomy places the organism in Eukaryota, Metazoa, Platyhelminthes, Cestoda, Cyclophyllidea, Hymenolepididae.
AUGUCUGAUGUUCAUCUUUAUAUCUAUGAUUUAUCAAUGGGGAUGGCGAAGGUGUUAUCAAACUCUUUGGUUGGCAGGCAAUUUGACGGUGUAUGGCAUACCGGUGUUGUUGUAUACAAUCGUGAAUACUUCUUUUGUCAAGAAGGAAUCAGCACCUGCACUCCAGGAUCCUUACAAACUGCUCUGCUAAUAGAAAGAAAAAUUAUGGGUAAAACCAAACUCACGGAAGACGGAGUACAAAAGUACAUUCAAGAACUUUCAAAAUCGCUUUUUAAACCUGGUUCAUAUGAACUUUUACGCCACAACUGCAAUUCGUUCUCUUCGCACUUUGUAAAUCACCUUACUGGUAAUCAAAUACCAGCUUACAUAACCAAUCUACCAUCGGAUUUUCUUGAAACGCCUAUUGGUUCAAUGCUAAAAGGAGUUUUGGAGACUUCUGCCAAUCUUAUCGUCCCUUCUUCCUCUUCAGAUUUCAAUGAUCAUAAAAAGAUUUUGCCUCACCGUAAUUUGCCAGUUACAAUGCGUCCCAUUCUGUACGACGAGCCUAUUUCCUCCGUAUUUUCGCCAGACAAACUCACAUCUAUGUUUGCUGGUGGCACCGGCUUAGCUCACCAAUGGGCUAGUUGUGCUCUUCCUGAUCUUCUUAAACUGUCUUCUCCUGAUUUAGAUUCUGCAACAGUUUCUUUGGAAACACUAAGUUUGCUCAAAUUCAAUCGAUGGGCAACCUUUCAACAGUGUGAAGCAAUCUGUGAAGUUUUUCGCAUAGCCGUUUGGCGAUGUCCGGAGCUUAUUCUCUCUCUUCUUACUGAUCCUAAUGAGAAUCUCAAUAAACUUGCUGAAGCUUUUCCCUCUCCUUCGGGGUAUAUCUCAAAGUCGUCCUAUUUAAAUUUAGAUGCAUCAAAGGCCAGACUUUUAUGCAAUGUCCUUGCUCUGACUUAUGAUUCUGAUAUGUCCCAUCUGCAAUUCAUUCCAUUGGAACAUGUAGCUGCUCUCUGCAUUCGUCUAAUACGUGUUGAAGAGGAGGCAGAAGGUAAAGUGCCUUCAAAACGCUUGGAGAAGACUCCUGAACACGAAAUGUCAGGUCUUGCGUUGGCGGUGAACUUCGCAAUGUGCCCCCUGGUAAAUGAAUCGGUGGCGAUUGAAGUCGCUGCAUGUCUAUUUCAUCUUCUUGACGUCAGACGAUGCUUUAAACAUCCUGCCCAAGCCUGUUAUGCUCUAAAAGCUGUCUAUGCUUUCAUUUCUAACUUCUCUUCUCUCGCUGAUCUUGCGAGAACUCUGGAAAUCGAUAAGUACAUUGCGGAAUUGUCGGAACAUGCAGAGCAAAUUGAAGGAAAUUUAGAAAUGGAUGCUGUCCAUGCACGUGAUGUUAAGUUAAUGGCUGAGAAAAUCAUACAAAUUAUCAGACCAUAA